Messenger RNA from Ipomoea triloba (trilobed morning glory), 2026 nucleotides. RefSeq names its product beta-glucuronosyltransferase GlcAT14B-like. The transcript has 5 exons. The record is from RefSeq and is a predicted model, not a curated record. Bases 409 to 1671 code for a protein of 420 amino acids. Gene Ontology annotation, molecular function: glucuronosyltransferase activity. Gene Ontology annotation, cellular component: membrane. NCBI's taxonomy places the organism in Eukaryota, Viridiplantae, Streptophyta, Magnoliopsida, Solanales, Convolvulaceae.
UCCCAGGAAACAGCAAAACAAAAUAAGGACACAACACAAAUUUCAACGUGACUUGUCUUAAUCUCACCCCUCGCCUCCAAAACAUCUCCUUUUAGUUCUUCCCCUCUCUCUCUCUCUCCCCUUCUUCAGAUUAUGAUAUCAUGCUUUCUCUCUCUUAUUCUUGAUAUAUACUUCCAAAUCCACCAGGCAGUGGGAUCUGCACUUUUUCAAGAAUCCCAACGCACGACAACAUUCGAAUGAAAAGUUUUGCAGGCUGCAGGCAUAUGAUUCAACAGCAACAUCUGGAUUGAGGAAUCCUAUGACAAGGUUUUGCAUGCAUAGGAACACAGUUUUGUAGAAUCAUCUAUCUGCAGAUCAGAAUAGAAUGAUAUCUGUGUGAAUAUAUAUAGCACAUGAUAAGGUUAUCCAAUGGGGUCGUCUACGAAUGCACUGGAGAAGAAAUGGGUGUAUCCUCUUGCAAUCAGCUCAGUUGUCUGCAUUUUCCUUCUGGUAAACUUCUUCAACAUAGGAAUGGUUUCGUCGGGCAAAAUCUUCUCGAUAUUCCCAUCUCGCUUGGCAACCAACGAGACAACCUCAAAUGAUGCUUCUAAGCCUAAAGAUGAGCAGUCUCCACCCCCUCCGCCUGCCCCUUCCAUCCCGCGCUUCGCCUACCUCAUCUCUGCUUCCAAAGGUGAUCUCGAGAAGCUAUGGAGGGUACUCAGAGUAUUGUACCAUCCUAGGAACUACUACCUUGUCCACCUCGACCUAGAGGCGACGGUGGAUGAGAGACUGGAAUUGGCGUCCAGAUUGGAAAGGGAACCUGUUUUUCUCGAGGUUGGGAAUGUGCAUAUGAUCACCAAAGCUAACAUGGUUACUUACAGAGGCCCAACCAUGGUCAGCAAUACUCUUCAUGCCAGCGCCAUUCUUCUCAGAACAUAUAAGGAUUGGGAUUGGUAUAUCAAUCUCAGUGCUUCAGACUAUCCCUUAGUCACUCAAGAUGAUCUGCUUUCCGUAUUCUCAGAUGUGAGAAGAGAUUAUAACUUCAUCGAGCACACGAGUAACCUAGGGUGGAAGGAGACAGGAAGGGGAAUGCCAUUGAUGAUGGAUCCAGGGCUGUAUAAGAAUACUAAGUCAGACUUGUUCUGGGUGAAUCCAAACAGAGGUUUACCCACAGCAUUUAGACUCUUUACAGGAUCGGCUUGGAUGAUGCAGUCGCGUGCAUUCGUGGAGUACUGCAUAUGGGGAUGGGAAAAUCUUCCAAGAACUCUACUCAUGUACUACACGAAUUUCGUGUCCUCCCCGGAAGGAUACUUUCAGACAGUCAUCUGCAAUGUCCCACAGUUCAUACCAACAGCCAUCAACCAUGACAUGCACUUCAUAUCCUGGGACAAUCCUCCUCGGCAGCAUCCUCGUACCCUAAACAUAAACGACACAGCCAACAUUAUUGCAAGUGAUGCUCCAUUUGCCAGAAAGUUCAGGAGGGAUGACCCUAUGUUGGACAGGAUUGACAGGGAGUUACUUGGCAAGAUAAACAGCAGCUACACACCUGGUGGUUGGUGUGAAGGUGAUCCUCCUUGCUCCAAGGUUGGGGACCCCACAAAACUGGUCCCAGGGCCGGGCGCUGAGAGGCUUCGCCGCCUUGUAACUAAACUAAUUUUGUUAACAAAGUUUGGGAACCAGCAGUGUAAUUAGAAGUUUUGUCACAUCACCCUUGCUUUACAGGUUGAAGAAAAGGGAAGCAAGCAGGAUUAGGAAAAGUUCAUCCAAAAGGAAGUAAAAACACAAUAACCUUGUAGUAUAUAGUGUACAACAUUUGCAGCAGCAUCCUCAACAUCUGGUGCUGUUUUUUUAUGAUACAGUAACCCUGUUUAAGAAACCACUACACAUACCACAUUCAUUCUUGUAUUAAAUUUUCUUCUUGGCUUGUUUGUCCUCAACUUCUCUCCCUGUACUAUGAAAUCUGGGUUCUACUGUAGUGAUUUCAUGGUGUAACUGAGAAACUCUACAGACAGCCACUAGUUUAAAAAAUAUUCAGUUUUUCUGCCAA